Macrobrachium nipponense is the source of this 5929-nucleotide messenger RNA. Its product is annotated as zinc finger HIT domain-containing protein 2-like. Lineage: Eukaryota; Metazoa; Arthropoda; Malacostraca; Decapoda; Palaemonidae. The record is from RefSeq and is a predicted model, not a curated record. The transcript has 7 exons. Bases 119 to 1234 code for a protein of 371 amino acids.
UCAAGGAGGUGCCGAUGCAAAGGAAAUAUUUCCGAACUGCACUGAACCGAACUGAACUGGAAAAGCUUGAACUGUCAUUACAUUUUGAGGGUAAUUAAAGAUUACUAAUAAAGUUGCAAUGGCGACAUCGACAGCUGUGGAAAAAUGUAGCUUUUGUGCAAAUAAUGCAAAAUACACUUGCCCUAGGUGCAAUUCUCAGUAUUGCUCUUCAGCUUGCUACAGAAAUGAAGCCCAUGCUCAAUGCUCAGAAAAUUUUUAUAAAGAGCAGGUGAAAGCAGAGCUUGAAGACAGCCAUUUGCCAAAAGAAUCACGUAGAAAGAUGGAGGAGAUUCUAAAGCGUGUUGAAUCUGAUGGUUCUGUCUUACCUGAUGGCAAUGAGGUUCUGGAUUCAGACGAUGAUGAAGAUGAAGUGGACCUAGCAGAGAGGAUGGCAGGUGUUGACCUCGGUGACAGCAAUACUGUUUGGAAGCUUCUAAGUGAUGAAGAAAGAGAAGAAUUUCGUGAACUGGUCAAUUCAGGAAACUUUGAAAAUUUGAUACCAACUUUUGACCCAUGGUGGGAACAAGAAGUACCUCUUGUACAGGAAGUCAAGGAUCAGAAAAAUUCUACUCCAGAGUAUUAUUCAAACUGUCCCCCUCUGACAGAAGUUCCUGUGUUGAGUGAAUUAACAAAAACUCCACCAUCCUCCUGCAUUCCAUUUAAUAUUUUGAAUGUCCUAACAUCUUAUGCAUGGAUGGUUCGGCUGUUCAAUGGAGAUCAUGAGGAGAGCAGUCUUGAUGCAACAGAGGCAUUACUGACUCUUUCAACUGUCUUAUCAACCAAUGCAAAUUUUGAAGAGGCAGUCAUUGCUGUUGAAAGCCCCAGGAUGGAGGCUCAACAUCAUUCUUGGUUGAUGGAAAGUGAAGAAUUUGCUGUUACUGUGAAAAAUGAUGUAAAAAAGAUUCUGCAGGGACCGUGCAAGAGUGACCAGAUGUUUUACAUAAAUGCUGCAUUCUCAGAUAUACACGCAGUUUUGAAUACAUCUAAAGCUAGUCUGUCUAAGAAGAAGAAAUCAACCGAUGGUGCAAGAGAAAGAAAAGGCCUCUUUGCAUCAGCAUUUGCUGAAGCUAAUCAGCAUGUUAAUUUGAAGCUUACAACUCUUCAGACAGUUAAGCUUUCCAUCAAGAAAAUUGAGUUUUUCCUCUCAUACUGUAAAGAACACUCUUCAGUCAUCUGUAAUUUAAUGCCAUCAUAGAGCUUUUUCUCCAUAAUUUAUGAGAUUUUGUCUGUGCUCUUAUGAGGAGAAAUGCCACAGAUUAUGGCUGCUAAAAGCUUUUAUUCAUGUGGCUUUAUGUUUGUAAAUGUAACCUUUUAUAUACUUAAGCAAGGAUUGUUAAGUUAGUGGCACAAAUCAUGUCAGAAUUUUCAGAUAGAGAAUGGUUGUGCUUCCAUGAUUUGUAUAAAGAAAUGGUAUAUUAAUCAAGUAUUUAAUGGAUGACUUUUAAGUGUAAGAGUGAAUUCAUGAGCUGCUAUAUGCUGUACUAAACCAUUGUUUAUACCAUAGAAUUCAUGGUUCAUUGCUGGAAAGUAGCUGGUACUUUUGGAAAUUCAUAAAGUGUACUUAACACAUGGACACAUCUAGUAGUGCUUUUUUUAUGGAUAUAAGUAUUACUAAGUGAUUAUUUACUUUUUCCUGUUAUUUUUAAAUUUUUAAUUAUUGUUAUUCUUUGGGAAAUAUGCACAAUUGUCUUUCAUGUUGGAGUAUUCAUCAACCUGAUCUGGAAUUGGUCACUGAAUCUUGGUAACAAGGUAGUAAGCUAGUGGUAGGAAGGUUAGUGGGGGUUUCCCAUCACCAAAUACUUAUCUUUUUCCUUGUCUUCGUCUUCUCAUUUCUGGGGGAAGAAGCUAGAAAGUUCCAUUGGUUCAAGUGAGUGAUUCUUUCUCCUUGUGGUUAGCAACAGUACUCACUUACCUGAGAGUAAGACAUCUGCUGUCAGAUGGUUCUUUGAGCAUUUUUGUGAAGCGAUAUCUCCCCACACAUUUCCAAAAUAUGAUGGCUGUCUCCGAGUAUGUAUUCCCCAGUUAAUAACUGUGUGUAGAUGCUCAGAGAAAAGUUUGUACUACGUACCUUCCUGUUCAACACAUGCAUGAUCCCUAGACUGUGUGCAUACAGAGAGAAGGUCCACAUGUGACAGGCCCCUGCUGUAUGAUAGUGUUGGGUAUUUGGUGACCUAUAUGCAUACAAUCUUAUUAACCCUUGGAUGGUGAUUAGUUCAUCAAGAACUCCGGAUAAUGUCAAACACAAUUACCAGAUCAUGCAAGCGCAACAGGGGUUUUGUACAUGAAAUGUUGCUACAUUAUGAUACCACUGAGUAUCAUAAUGAGCUGCAUGCAUGUAACUACACAAGCACUUUAGGUAUUCUUGGUAUGUCCAAGAUUCAUAUUGUGUGAGUGCAGUAGUGCACUGAGGCUUGUUUGUAGUGCCUGAUUAGGUUUCAACAGAUCAUGCAAAAGUCUAUGGAAAUGUGGACUGUGAUUUUAGUAAUUGCAAGUUAACUUCAACUCAUACUGUGUGAAGUCUACGGGUUUGUGGAUCACAAUCUAAAGCAGUUAUGAUGUAGUCCUGAAUUGUUAUUUAGCAAUAGGUACCACUAGAUCUGAUUGUUUGUAAUCAUGGUCUAAGAGCACUUACUAGGCCAGACUGGUGCGUCUGCCUCUUUUGCAGGAGAGGAUCAGAUUCUUACUCUGAGGCAUCUGUAGUCUGGGGAUAGUCAGUUGUUCUGACUGCUGUAGUUGCUGGCCACCUGCAGUGUCUUGGAUCAAAUGCUGAAUUUCAAGGAAUUAUCAAAUUUUAGUUAUUAGCAGUUUUGAACUGUUUUAUGUCUAAAUAAACAUAUCCUGAAGCAAUAAUGCUAAACCAAAUUUUUCUAGAUUGGUUUAUUGAAAGUUUUGUUCAUUUCUUAUAUGACACUGUGAAACACAAAUUGUGAAAAAGACUUGUAAAAAAGUCUGUAUGAAUAAUUCAGGUUAGGAUCAAGUAAGUUAUGUACUGUAUUGGACUUUUUUGUGUGUAAAUAAACAUAUAUAUCUAGAAAUGUUUUGGUUAAAAAACAAUGUUUAGAUUGGUUCUUGAACAAUCUUGUUCAUCGCUUGAAUGGCAGAUUGUAAAAAAACGUAAAAAAAGUAUGAACGAUCCUAGAUUGGAUCAAGUUUGAGGUAUACAUUAUUUUGGAUUGUUUUACAUGUAAAUAAACAUAUCUUGAAAUUUUAUUGCUAAAAGAAAUUUUUAGAUUGGUUAAUGGACAACUUUGUUCAUUGGUUUUACGGCACUGUGAAUGACAGAUUGUAAAAAAGCAUGAAAAACAAAUGUAAAAAUAAUUUAUUCAAAAAUAAUUGUUCCCCAUUAAAAUAUCCCAUUCUCUCUACAGGACAUAUAGAGAGAAUAUCAUUACGUAUAAUGAUAUAGUAAUCUUGGGAGACAACACUAGAAACUUUUUCAAAAAACAAAGGGAAGGGACCAUUAGGAUCUUCUCCAUCCAAGCUAUCAAGAUUAUCCAGAAUUUUCUUGACGUUCCUGUAAAUGCAAAUUUUGUAAGAAUAGGAUCAGGAUGACAAGUAUCAGGGAGAUGGAUAUCCUUAGCUGAUUGCUUUGCUUCAACAGCUUGAUAAAGCAAUUCAGCCUCCUCCCUAGGGCCAUUAAUCAAUCUACCAUCAUAUGUUAGUAGUGGUUGAAUAUCAAAUGAGCCUGACCCAAAGAUAGAUGAUGCCAAUGUGGUCCACCACAGAUGAGACUAAGUCCUUGAAGUUUAUUCUUCAAGGAAUUAUUGUAAUUUCACUUGGCUGUACGGUAAGUUCUGUUGUCAGCACGGCGAGACUCAAAAAUCAUACAUAAUUUUCAAUUGAACCAUUUUUCUCCCCUUGCAUUGAAUUUGGUCUGUUUUUCAUGGUAAGCUCAUCCACAUGUAUCAUCAAACAAUGGCUGGACAUUUGUCCUAAAUUUGAUGAACUUUCUAGGGACAUACAUAUCUUAUAUUUCAUUUAGCUUCUUGGGAUCUGGAUCUGAUAUAACAACUGACAUUUUAAGAGCCUGACAAGCUUCAGCAAUGCGAUCCCAAUUGGCUCUGGAUUUCAGCCACACCAUUUUUCCAGCGUUGAAUUAGGAUUAUAUUUAUUGACAAAUAUCUCUCUCUCUCUCUCUCUCUCUCUCUCUCUCUCUCUCUCUCUCUCUCUCUCUCUCUCUCUCUCUCUCUCUCUCUUCUCUCUCUCUCUCUCUCUAGGCCAAGGUUUACCUGUAAGUUCAUUGAAUCUGACAUGAAAAAUUUGUAGAACUACUGUGCAGACCAUAGUAUGUAAAGGAUUAGGUAAGUGAAAUUCCACAUUUUUAUUAAAGAAUUAUUACAUAUGUGAUAAAAUAUCUGGCCAUGACACUGUCAAAGGAGUCGUUAAUCAGUCUAGGGCACCGUAAGGUGGAUUGCGGUGCCCGUAGACGUUUGAAUUUCAGUUAUUGGUGAAUUUUGGUUGCCGUCAACCUGCCUGUAUGUACUGCAUCAAACAAAUAUGAGGUAGGCUGUAUUUCAAGCAUCCUGUCUUGAGCUCCAGUUCAUAACAUGAAUUCUUUUGAUCAUCCUUUUAAAAAGGGAGCACAGGGUGGGGAAUAAAACCAUAAUCUGAACCCUUUUUAUAAUAUUGACUAGAUUUCAUCCUCUUCGGACUUGUAAAAGUCAUACUUGCUUCUCUGAGGUUUCCCUGUAAGAGUGAGAAUCCAGACACUUCUCACUAGGGCUCAGAUCCCUAUCAUUAUGGCAUCAUUAUACCAGAUCUCUAUUGACUGGGAACAUGAAAUUUCCAGUUGAUGAUUCAUCUUACCAGUGUGUUGAGAGACUAUUUCUCACCUAAAGUGUGAGUGACAUAUGUAAAUGACAGUGGUUGUCUUUCUGUCAGAACAAAUGACAAAUUUUUAAAAGUACUUAAUGUUUUUCUUAGGUGAACAAGUCAGAGCCUUUUACCAUAAUCCCACCUCAGCCACCCUAAGAUUAGUUCUUGAUGUUUCACCAGUUAAGUAUUUGUUUCCAAGCUUCAACAAUGGAUUCCAGUUCAUGCUGAGGAAUGCUCCUGCAUAAAAGACUUGUGUUUGUAUACCCAGGAAAUGUGUUAUAUUUAUGUGAAAUUAAGUUGCUUUAGCAUUAUUCUUUUAACUGUGCUAUCAUCUAAAGUAUUUUUACUUCCAUGGGAUUUUCCUGAUAUGGGGAAUGAUAUUCUGCUUAGUAGAUAUAUUUUCUGUGGCUGUUGAUAUUGUAGGAAGGCUGAUGGGAAGUAUUUGGUAUCAGAACACAGUUUUUAAGUAAAGUACAACAGUGUUUCAGAGAUGGUAGAUUAAAUUGGAGUGUUUUGUAUUUAUAUGUUAGUUGAUUUAUAAUUUGAAAAACAUCAUUGUAGACUUUCCUCUAAAAAUAAUUUAUAUCCUAACAUAUAAUGUGUUUCCCAGUAAUUUAUCCAAUUACUUAUAAUUAGUAUAGAUCUACACAUAGUCACAAAUAUUAAUAGGGUAUCAGAAUUUUCAGAAUUGUAUGAGAAAUAUGUAGGUUUAGGUAGAUGUAAAACCACUCAUAAUUGUGAUGUUAGGCUAGUUACAGAUAGUGAUUGGAGAUAAGUAGACUUAAGAAACAAAUAUGAUACAGUAUCAUUUAUGGAUUUUGAAUCAGUUGAAAGUUCAGGAGUCUUUGGAUUUUAAUAUGACCUUUUGGUUCAUGAAUAGAGUAUUUUUCUGAAAGAAUAAGCACUGCUGUUUGAAAAAAUUGUUUAGUAUGAUUAGUAGUGCAUCUCAAAGCACUCUUGCAUGCAGAAGUGUUCCCCAUUUUAAAGUGCAGUUUUAAGAGUGUGUGUAUGGCUCCUAACUGUUGAUGUGUAUUUUGUUGACCUCCACUGAAAAAAUAAACCCCUCCCUGCACAA